AAAAAUUUAAUAAUCUAUAGAAUUCAUUUGAAUUGCAGUAAUAAAAAUAAAAAUUAAAGUUUGUAAGUGAUAAAAAUUGUGGAAAAACUUUAUAAGUGUUUUCAAAUAUUUUAGGUUAAUUUUUUUUUCUAAAAUGGGUAAAAAAAAUGCAGAAGCGUGACGGAUGUAUUUAGAAGCGGGAAAAAUCUUCGAAGCUGAUGGACAUGGAAGCUCAUGAUUUAGCAGAGGAGAGAUUAAACACUCAACAAAAACAAGCUGUUGUCAACAGUGAAAUUGCCCAAGAUCAAACAAGAACUAGUAAAAAUUGCGAAACACACGAUAACCCCCCUAUAGUCAAAAUAGAGAUAAAAACCGAGCCAGAAGAUCAACUUUUAGGGUAUGAAUCAAUUUCAAUUGUUAAGGAAGAGGAGGAGAAGGAGGAGGAUAGACACUUUGAUUUUGUAGACAUCAAUGUUAAAGUAGAACCUGAUCCGCUUUAUAUUGAUGAGAAAGAAACCAAUUUCACAGACCCAGUGAACCCAGAGACACCUCUCCGAACUGGCAGUCUUUUGUUGCAAAAAAACAGCCCAAAAAAGUCAACUCCAAAAAAUGGAAAGAUCACCGAAAAAACGAAAGCUUCAAGGAGUGAUAAAGGGAAAACGAGAAUUACUUCUUACAUGCUUUGGGCCAGAGAUGUUCGACAAGAUUUACUGAAAAAAAAUCCCGAUAUGGAUUUCACAACUAUUUCUAAAAAGCUUGCUGAACUCUGGGCAACGGUCUCACAGAUGCAAAAAUAUAACUUGAAAAGACGAGCUAAACGCUUGGCUGCUAAAUCUAAAUGAUAGAUUACAAUAACAUCCAAUAUAGAAAGCUUCACCAACAGAUUCUUGUGAAAAGUUCAUCAGUAAAAUUGGUGAGACGUUUCAAAGUCACCAAUUUUUAUUUUUUU
Cotesia glomerata is the source of this 928-nucleotide messenger RNA. RefSeq names its product HMG box-containing protein 4-like. The record is from RefSeq and is a predicted model, not a curated record. The coding region runs from base 198 to 821 and encodes 207 amino acids. The transcript has 4 exons. Lineage: Eukaryota; Metazoa; Arthropoda; Insecta; Hymenoptera; Braconidae.